Molecule: messenger RNA, 1958 nt
Organism: Notolabrus celidotus (New Zealand spotty)
Lineage: Eukaryota; Metazoa; Chordata; Actinopteri; Labriformes; Labridae
Product: solute carrier family 22 member 2-like
Exons: 12
Coding region: 60-1730 (556 amino acids)
Biological process (GO): transmembrane transport
Cellular component (GO): membrane
Source: RefSeq, a predicted model, not a curated record
CAGAGCAGCACAGACUUGGAUUUAUUUGAUACUUCAAAAUUACUUGGAUUACUUCAGCAAUGGCGACCUUUGAUGACCUCCUGGAGGACGCUGGGACUUUCGGUCGCAGUCAGAAGCGUAUCUUCGCCAUUCUCUGUAUAGUGUCCUUACCGUUUUCAGGGGUGUACCUGGGCAUCGUCUUUCAGGGGUUCACUCCAGAUCACUGGUGUCGGGACUCUGCGGUGGUGCAGAGGAGGCAGGAGUGCGGCUGGAGUCUGGCACACAGUCGCAGGCUGACGGUGCCGCUGGUGAACAGCUCGGGAGCUCUGCAGCACAGCAGCUGUGAGCAGUAUGAGGUGGACUGGAACAAGACAGCGCUCACCUGCAGCACACAGGAACUGAACCUGACCAACCUUCCUGUUACCUCGUGCAAGGGUGGCUGGGAUUAUGAGUAUGAAGGCAGGAGGUCCUUCGUCACAGAGUUUAACCUGGUGUGUUCAGAUGCAUGGUUGGUGGACAUGUACCAGUCCACUAUCAAUAUGGGCUUCCUCAUUGGCAGCUUUGCUUUUGGUUACUUUGCUGACAGGUUUGGCAGGAAAGUCAGCUUCUUAAUCUCCAACAUCCUGAACUUUGUAGCGGGGAUAGUCCUGGCUGUGGCUCCAAACUACACCUCCAUCCUUGUGGUCAGGACCAUCUUCGGCUUUGGAGUCAAAGGAGGCUGGAUGUCGGCUUACGUGCUGCUCACAGAGAUCGUUGGCGUGGAGUACAGACGCACGGUGGGCAUAUUGUUCCAGAUGUUCUUCAGCGUCGGGAACCUCAUCCUUCCUCUUCUCGCCUACUUCGUCACUGACUGGCGGUGGCUUCAAGUUGUCAUCUCUGCACCCUACAUCUUCUUCCUGUCCUACUACUGGUUUAUCCCAGAGUCUCCGAGGUGGCUCAUCUCUCAGAAGAACACCGCAAAAGCUCUGGAGAUCACUGAAGCUAUAGCCAAGGAGAACAAGAUGAAGCUCUCCAAGAACUAUGAAACUCUGACAGAGGAUGAAGGCGACUCCUCCUCUGCGUCCUUGCUCGACCUGGUCAGAACCCCAAACAUGAGAAAACACACUUUCAUCCUCAUGUUCAACUGGUUCACCAGUGCUGUGGUCUACCAGGGUUUAAUCAUGCGUGUUGGGAUAACAGGAGGAAACAUCUACAUAGACUUCCUCAUCUCCGGCCUGGUGGAGUUCCCCGCAGCCUUCCUCAUCCUCCUCACCAUCGAACGUAUCGGCCGACGUCUUCCCUUCGCCACGGCUAACAUCGUAGCCGGAGCCUCGUGUCUCAUCACCGCUUGCAUUCCCGACAGUAUGUUCUGGUUUAAGACGGUGGUGGCCUGCAUUGGUCGGCUGGGGAUCACCAUGGCCUUUGAGAUGGUGGUGUUCGUUAACACUGAGCUCUACCCGACAUUUGUCAGGAACCUGGGAGUGUCCGUUUGCUCCACUCUCUGUGACGUUGGAGGCAUCGUAGCUCCGUUCCUGCUCUACAGGCUGGCCGUCAUCUGGCUGGAGCUGCCGCUUAUCAUCUUUGGAGUUGUCGCGUUCAUCGCUGGAGGUUUGGUGCUGAUGCUGCCUGAAACCAAAGGAGUGCCUCUCCCUGAGACCAUUGAUGAUAUUGAGUUUCCUCACAGGAAAAACGAAGAUGUCGCAGAGAAACCACAAAAGACAAAACUCCUUAAAUCUGAGUUGACCAACAACAAAGAAACGACAGCUGUUUGACAGUGUGUGUGUGUGUGUGUGUGUGUGUGUGUGUGUGUGUGUAUGCAUGUGUGUGUGUGUGUGUGUAGAUUUUAAAUACUGGUGUGUAGUAAUGUAAAUUGUCAAAAUCAAAACAGUAUGUUUUUUACAGAUUUCCCAUAAAGCUUGAAUCUCCAGUUUCCUUUGUUUUAUUUUUCAGCUCCUCCAGAUACACAAAUUUUACACUCCAGCUCCAAGAUGAUCCGCUUU